Symbiodinium sp. CCMP2456 is the source of this 434-nucleotide messenger RNA. Lineage: Eukaryota; Dinophyceae; Suessiales; Symbiodiniaceae. The record is from the annotation of a GenBank genome assembly.
GGUCUCCAGGGCAGCACUGACGAGGAGUGCUGCGAACAGAAGUUCUGCACUGCUUGGACCUGCAGUGACAAGACGAAGUGGGUCCACAAAUCGGCCCAGCACGGCAAGACAAACCUCGACCGCCGUGGCUUCUCCGAUGAGGAAUGCUGCGACGAGAAGUAUUGCUUGGCGGAGAUCUGCGACCCUGCCACCCAGUGGAAAGGAAAAGAAGGCCUGGACAAGAUCCAGGGCAGCACCCAUGAGCAGUGCUGUGAGAAGAUCUUCUGCGACGACUUCGUGUGUGACACUGAUGUCAACGGCACUGGUGUCGGCACACAGUGGUACAAGCGCGUGGACACGAACACCUACAAGUGGCAGGGAAGCACCAACGAGGAGUGCUGCAUGCCCAUCUACUGCAGCCAGUACACCACCAGCCAUCCUACCCGCUGGGUGAG